Messenger RNA from Neltuma alba, 1217 nucleotides. Its product is annotated as ethylene-responsive transcription factor RAP2-3. Gene Ontology annotation, molecular function: DNA-binding transcription factor activity; DNA binding. The record is from RefSeq and is a predicted model, not a curated record. Gene Ontology annotation, biological process: ethylene-activated signaling pathway; regulation of DNA-templated transcription. Bases 1 to 831 code for a protein of 276 amino acids. Lineage: Eukaryota; Viridiplantae; Streptophyta; Magnoliopsida; Fabales; Fabaceae. The transcript has 3 exons.
AUGCUUCUCCUAUUUCGAAGGCAUCCAGUACUGCAUCGAACAAGAAAUCGAGAUUUUUCUUCCUCUUUGUUUCUUUCUCUCUCUGUUGUGAUCAUCAUGUGUGGAGGUGCUAUCAUUUCCGACUUCAUUGCCGUCAAGCGAGGCCGGAAACUUACCGCCGGCGACCUUUGGUCCGAGCUCGACCCUUUCUCCGACCUCCUUGGCUUCGAUGCUCACGCCGGUUCUGCCAAAAACCAUCCGCCUCAGAAACUCCCCCAGGUCCCAUUCAAUAAAGGGGCGUGUGAGAAGAAGGAGAAGAAAAGCGUGAAAGCAGAGAAAGCUGGCGGGAAGAAGAGCACCGGUCAGAGAACACGCAAGAACGUGUACAGAGGAAUAAGGCAGAGGCCGUGGGGCAAGUGGGCCGCGGAGAUAAGGGACCCGCACAAGGGCGUCCGAGUGUGGCUCGGCACCUACAACACCGCCGAAGAAGCCGCCAGAGCCUACGACGAAGCCGCCAAGCGCAUCCGCGGCGACAAGGCCAAGCUCAACUUCCCGGCAGUGGAGAGACCCGCCAAGAAGCGCUGCCUGAGCCCACAGUCGAGCGAGGAGAGCAGCAGCCACCAGGGUGGACCGCCGACGCCGUACCAGUCGGAUCUGGAGCUGAAGCAGCACAUCUCAGACCUGGAGUCCCUGCUGGGGCUGGAGCCGGAGGAAGAGACGAUGAGCGAUCAGCAGCAGGUGAUGAGCGGCGGAGGGAGCUGCGAUGGCGGGGAGUGGGCGGAGUCAGUGGACCUGUGGAUGCUGGAGGACGUCAUGAUGAAUCACAUGCCAAACAGCGAGCUGCUGUAUUAAGGUGUGGUGAAGAAGCAUCCAUGGUGGCGGCGAUGGUUGGAUUUAACCGACGGCAUGAUUAGACGAAGCGACUCUUUAUGUAAUUUACUGUCUGUAGAAACAAAAGCCUUUGUGGACGGUGGUGGUUAAGGAUUAUGGUUGUGUGUGUGUCUGCGUCUGGGUCGUUUUGGUUUUUGGCGUAGGUGAAAGACUUUAACUAGGGGGAGGGGCAUGGUAAAUACUGGAGAAUAAAGGUGUUUUUUUCCCCCUAAAAAAAAUAUGUAAGUUUUUAUUGGAGAAGUAUAGGGAGGUGCGUGUGGUUGAUGGAUGCAUGUUUGAUGACGGAUGAAGUUGAAUGAAUGUAGGACCUGCUUAGAAUAUGUUAUAAACAACUUAUUUGACUCUGA